Messenger RNA from Manihot esculenta (cassava), 2250 nucleotides. RefSeq lists its product as uncharacterized. The transcript has 6 exons. The record is from RefSeq and is a predicted model, not a curated record. NCBI's taxonomy places the organism in Eukaryota, Viridiplantae, Streptophyta, Magnoliopsida, Malpighiales, Euphorbiaceae. The coding region runs from base 82 to 1872 and encodes 596 amino acids.
ACAUUAUCAAAGCUAUAGAAAGCACUCACUCACCACUUUUAAUUUUCAAGGAGACUCAAUUUUUGGAGCAACUACAAGAAAAUGCCAUGCUCUAAAGAAACUCUCUUCUGGGUUUUCUACAAUGUCUCAAGCUCCUCCCUUCUCCUCCUCCUCUUCCUCUACUUUUCCUCCACUUUGCUCCUCAAGCUCCUCAACUUCAUUGGAAGCUACCCAAUAAUCCAAAGAAAUCAAAAUGAAUAUGAGUAUAAUUUUUUCUCUGAUGAAGAGGAAGAUGUAGAUACUGAAACGUACUAUUAUACAGAGUCUAGAGAAAAAGAUCACCUUGUGGCUGAUGUAAUUCAUGGAGGUGAAUCGCUUGUGUUUUUGUCUAACCGAAGUGUUACUCAGAGAACCCAAAAUCAUGUUCAAGAAUUUGUGAACUCACGACAGUCCCUAGAAGACGAAGAUGAUGAUAAUGAUGAUGAUGAAGACGAUUCUGAUAGUGAUGAACAGUUCUCUAUUCUUGCGUCAGCAGGUUCAGAAGCUAAACAUAAUGAUUCUGAUCCUAUGGUUGAAGAAGCAGAAGACAUGACAGCGAGAGAUGCUGAUUCAGUUCAAGAUUCUGGUCCGGAACAUGGCGGCCCCACCUCACCGUUCACCACAUACCGACAGAAAAAUAGUUUGGUGGACAGUGACGAAAACUAUGGUGAAGAUUACAUUAAUCAAGGAAUACAAAAUAAGAAGAAGAUGGAUCAGAAUUUGCAUGGGGAUGAAAAGGCUUUCAUUUUUGCUGCAACCCAGAUGGAAUCCAAGAAACUUCAAGUUCGAGAAAAGGAUGAUGAGGAGAUAUUUGGUGAUUCAUGCACUGUGGGUUCAACAUCUAAGAGCUCUUCUGAAUGGAGAAGCUCAAUUAAGGAUUCAGGGACUGAAGAUCCAUUUUCUUCUUCUUCAAGAAGAAGUUGCCCCAAGUGGGAAUCUUAUACAGUGUUUCAAAAGUACGAUGAAGAGAUGAUGUUCCUGGAUAGAGUUAGUGCUCAAAAGCUUCAUGAAACAGAAUCACUUAAGUCUAUUCAAGUGAAUCCAAGAUCAAUUUCAGAUAGGAUUGUUCAUAAGAUAGCAACUAUGAACAAGAAAAAAUCUUCAGAUUUUCGUCAAAACCCUUAUCAUGAACUUGAAGCUGCAUAUGUAGCUCAGAUUUGCUUGACAUGGGAAGCUCUUAAUUGGAACUACAAGAACUUCAAUUCUAAGAGAGCUUCAAAGAAAGAUUUUGAUCCUGGCUGUCCAGGGCAUAUUGCCCAGCAGUUUCAGCAAUUCCAAGUUCUCUUACAGCGUUACGUAGAAAAUGAGCCUUAUGAACAAGGCCGGAGACCUGAAGUGUAUGCCAGGAUGAGACUUUUGGCUCCAAAGCUACUUCUAGUCCCAGAGUACCGAGAUUCAGAAGAUGAUCCAAACGAGGAUGGUUUUGGCUCAAGAAUUUCAUCAGCUGCAUUUCUAAUGAUAAUGGAAGACGGAAUCCGAAGUUUCAUGGAUUUUCUCAAGCUUGAUAAGCAGAAACCGGGACAGAUUCUAACAUCUUUCUUUAAAAGAAACAGAAGAGGAACAGUUGAUCCUGCUCUUCUCCAACUAAUGAAGAAAGUAAACAAAAAAAAGAAAAUGAAGCUUAAAGAUCUCCGGCGAGCUCGAAAAUGCAUAAGGAAAAAGAAGUUGAAGGUAGAGGAAGAGAUGGAAAUAUUAAUGGGAUUAAUAGAUUUGAAAGUGGUGUCAAGAGUAUUGAGAAUGAGUGAUAUAAGUGAAGAACAAUUGCAUUGGUGUGAAGAGAAGAUGAGCAAAGUGAGAGUUUUAGAUGGGAAACUUCAAAGAGAUUCCUUACCACUUUUCUUCCCAGCACAUUGACUCAAAGACCCACCAAGCUGUUCAUGUUAUUGCUUGAUGACUAGAUCAUGGAUAACAAAAUUGAAUAUCCUAGCUAGCUAGACAUCCUCUUUUGUAAAAUCUGUAAAAAAAAAAUUAUAAAUAUAGAGGGUAGUGGGACCUACAAAUCAAAGUGAGUUCAUGUGGGUGACAUGGAAUUUGGAGAUAUGGAAUCCAUUGAUGAAGAGUAAAGAAAGAGAUGUGUAGUGUUGAUGAACAAUGAAAGUGAAAGAGCAAAGACAAAGAAAGGAACAUUGCAUGUAGAAUUUGAGAUAGAGACAAUUGGGUAGCUUUAAUUUUUCACUUUAGCUUUUUUUAGUUAGGGUUUAUCUAUAAGGGAUUUUUUUAUUUUUUAUUUAG